Messenger RNA from Hibiscus syriacus, 1755 nucleotides. RefSeq names its product adenine DNA glycosylase-like. The transcript has 7 exons. The coding region runs from base 11 to 1504 and encodes 497 amino acids. NCBI's taxonomy places the organism in Eukaryota, Viridiplantae, Streptophyta, Magnoliopsida, Malvales, Malvaceae. Gene Ontology annotation, biological process: base-excision repair; mismatch repair. Gene Ontology annotation, cellular component: nucleus. The record is from RefSeq and is a predicted model, not a curated record. Gene Ontology annotation, molecular function: adenine/guanine mispair binding; purine-specific mismatch base pair DNA N-glycosylase activity; oxidized purine DNA binding.
CGGAUUUGGGAUGGUUGUGUUUCCUUCUCACUCGCCCUUGCCCACCCGCGGAUUCGAAUUUCAAACGGCACUUAUCAACAGCAGUAGCAGAGCUUACUUCAACAAAAUCAACACCAACUUGAUAUCUAUUCUAUCAAUGGCGAAGAACAACAAAGGCAGAAACUCAAAGAGACCACAGUCGAUUAAACAAGAAGAAGAGAUAGCGGACAUGGAAGAUUUGUUUAGCGAAGGAGAUACCCGCAAGAUAAGGGCGUCGUUGUUGGAUUGGUACGACGAGAACCAGAGAGACCUCCCUUGGAGAAGAAGAGCAACAACAAAAUCUGGAAAUGGAAAAGACAACAAACAAGAAGAAGACGAAAAGAGAGCAUAUGGGGUUUGGGUUUCGGAGGUGAUGCUGCAACAAACAAGGGUUCAGACUGUCAUUGACUACUAUAACCGUUGGAUGCAAAAAUGGCCCACCCUUCACCACCUUUCUCAGGCUUCUCUUGAGGAGGUGAAUGAGAUGUGGGCAGGGUUAGGAUAUUACAGAAGAGCUCGUUUUCUUCUGGAGGGAGCCAGGAUGAUUGUUGCCGGGGGAAGCAAGUUUCCGAACACCGUUUCUGCCUUGAGGAAGGUUCCAGGAAUAGGAGAUUAUACGGCUGGAGCAAUCGCUUCUAUAGCAUUCAAACAGGUGGUGCCUGUAGUCGAUGGGAAUGUAGUAAGGGUGCUGGCCAGACUAAAAGCUAUUUCUGCGAAUCCGAAAGACAAACAUACUGUGAAGAACUUUUGGAAGCUGGCAGCUCAACUCGUUGAUCCUUCGCGACCAGGGGAUUUCAACCAGUCUCUGAUGGAACUAGGUGCAACUUUAUGUACCCCAUUGAACCCAAGCUGCACUACAUGUCCUGUUUCAAGCCAAUGUCGUGCAUUAGGUAAUUCCACAAAUGACGAAUCGGUUAUGGUGACGGAUUAUCCUAUGAAGGUGGUAAAGGCCAAACAAAGAAACGAUUUUUCUACUGUUUGUGUUGUGGAGAUAUCUGAUGCAAGCCAAAAUAGAUCACAACAAACCAAAUCCAACAGCAGAUUCCUUCUCGUCAAGCGGCCGGACGAGGGAUUACUUGCUGGUCUUUGGGAGUUCCCUUGUGUUACAUUGGAUGAAGAAGCUGAUUUAUCCAUGAGGAGAAAAUUAAUUGAUCAACUAUUGAAGAAGUCAUUUAAACUUGACCCUCCAAAGAACUGUAGCAUAAUUUCUAGGGAACUUGUUGGGGAAUUUGUCCAUGUUUUCACUCACAUCCGCCGUAAGAUUUAUGUCGAGUUCUUGGUGUUACGUCUCAAAGGUGGAAUGCAUGACUUGUUCAAAGAGGAUGGCAUAAAAACCAUGGAUUGGAAACUUUUGGACCGAGAAUCGGUUUCAAGUAUGGGGUUGACAUCAGCUGUUAGGAAGGUACACUCCAUGGUUCAAAAAUUUAAACAGAAUGGAUCGUCCAGCAAUUCCAUCAGAUCGAGAAAAAAACCAAAGCAUACAUGAACAUAGUUGAGCAUGGAUUCAAACAACGAACCGAUUCACCAUGGAAAAUAUGGUCAACCUUUGUUCAUAAGUUUGUGCAAUGAUAUCAGCGACUGCUGCCUGGUGGUGUAUUCAUCAUGGAUUUGUUCUACCUUCAUUUUUCGAGAAAUAUGAGCGUGGUGUAUCAUAUCUAUAAUAUUAUCUUCCCUCUAAAUGCUGCCAUUUUUGGUUCAAUCAGUCAGGUGUGGCAGCUUUCAGUUUUACUUAACCGA